Messenger RNA from Rhopalosiphum padi (bird cherry-oat aphid), 2025 nucleotides. RefSeq lists its product as uncharacterized. The transcript is spliced from 5 exons. NCBI's taxonomy places the organism in Eukaryota, Metazoa, Arthropoda, Insecta, Hemiptera, Aphididae. The record is from RefSeq and is a predicted model, not a curated record. The coding region runs from base 305 to 1444 and encodes 379 amino acids.
UUGUCAAAUGUGUCGCUAUUACAUUUACAUUUUGCAAAUAAUUUUGAAAAAAAAAAUAAAUAGAUUAAACCAUUAAACAUUAAACUAUUAAAGAAUUAAAAAUUUGCCUCCUGUUACAGUUUGUAAAGUAUUUUGACCUGUUUUCUUAUAAAUAAAAUUUUUAUUGAAAUAAUUUUCGUAGUAUUCGCAUCAACAGUUAGGCAGUGCCAUGUGGAGACAACUGAUCAUUUCUUGAUUCAUAAAAUAACCAUUGAGCUUUAUAACAUAUUCGUAUUUAUAUAUGUAUAUAUGAUAUCUUUACACAAUGUCCGAAGAAGAAGACAAGAGUACAUUAAAUGAUGCCGACAAUGCUGUGGCUAAUCCACCAAGUAAUGAAGGUGAUAGUGACAGUCAAUCAGACAAUUUAUUAGUAAACGGUAAUGAGAAUACUCCUCCAUGUCAAUUGGACAUCGGUCUGGGUACUCAUACGGAUAGCAGACGUCAUGACAAUACUUUGAAUGUAAAUGAUUCUGGAGAAGCUACUGCUUGCAGUAUCAAACGUGAAGAUAAUCUUUUAUCCUUUAGACAUUUUUUAUGCAACAAUGGACACAAUCAAACAUCAAAACCCAAAGUUGAAGUAGUGCCUAGUGUAUCACAACCAGUGAGGCCAGUAACAGAGACAUCUACCUUACCAGAUUUUGUUCAAGAUCAUAUGAAUACUGAUCAACCUUAUGACAGUGGUGAUCUAGAUUCACGAUCAAAUAGUAUUGAUUUGACACGUGGGAUAAAUCGCCCAUCUAUGUUCGGUAACCGUAGUAACCGUACACCUCAGCAAUGUGUGGUUAUGCCAUUAGAUCUUCCAUUCUCCAACACAACAACUCAGCCUCGUGCUACCACACCAACAACUACCAACAGUUUGCCAGAUUUUUUGUCCGAUGGCCCAAUUGGCGUGCCGGUUGUUCAUCCAGUCACCAGGAAUGAACAGCCAACUGAUAGAAACCGUAUAAGCAUUACCAUAAACCCACAACGUGGUGCUACACCAAUAAACCAGAAUUAUACCAGGUUUCAAAGACACAGUGAAGUUGUUGAUGCUAGGGUGGCUAGGCUAGAAGCAACAGAACAAGACUUAAGAACAACUAUAUUGAAUUUAAAUAACAUGUUACAACAAACAUUGAUAAGAGCUCAAAGAGCUGAAGAUCAAGUGAGAUCUUUAAGAACCUUAUUAAGGGCUAGAGAACAAGGCCUUAAUCCUGGAAAUUUAUCAACGAUUCCAUCGACUAUAUCAGUUGCUGAACAGAUACGUCAUGGUACACGAAAUGCCGAGAUAAUGCUUAACUUGUUGAGGGAUAACUAUCAUGACUUAAACAAUGUGGCAGCACGUCUCGAGCAACAGGAUACCAUUCAGACUUCCAAUACCCAAUUAUCAGUUGACCCAAGUGAUACAACUGAUAACAAUGUUACAUAACAUUCCUGUUAUACAAUUAUAUUAGUUGUACAUACAUAAUAAUGGAAAUUAUUUCUUCAUUAUGUUUUAUAAGUACUUGUUUACAUUUUGUGCAGAUUUAUUGCCAAGACUGGACCUCAAUUGUUUUGUUUUCUAUAUAAUGAUUAUUAUUUUUAAUAUUAUAUGUAUUGCCAUUCAAUGCUUAAAGUUGUUUUCCCAUUUUUUUUUUAUUUAGAACGCAAAUAUAGAGCAAUAGUAAUCUUUUUUUUCUACAAAUACUUCAACAGACUGUACGUUUCUACGAAACUAAAAAUAUUAAGGGACACAAGUAUAUUCAUUCAAAAACGAAAUGUGGGAUACAUUUUUCAUGAUUGUUAACCAAAUACAUUAAUUUUUAACUAAAUAGAACUUAAUAUCAUGUUAUCAGUGACAUUUUAGUUGUAGAUAUGAUUAACAAAAUAAAAUAUAUUUUAUUGAUAAAAAUAAUGUUUUGUUGUAUUAACCUAUGUUUAAUUUUAAAAUUGUUAUAUUAUUUAUUAGUUAUUUGAUAUGAAUAAUUAAAAUAUAGCAGUAUAUAAUUUAUACUAUAUAUUUAUUUUAAA